Messenger RNA from Linum trigynum, 2646 nucleotides. The record is from the annotation of a GenBank genome assembly. NCBI's taxonomy places the organism in Eukaryota, Viridiplantae, Streptophyta, Magnoliopsida, Malpighiales, Linaceae.
GAAAAUUGAAGUAAAUCAUAAAUUAUCCAUAAAUAACAUAUUAAUUGAAGGCUUCUUCCUUUCAAUUAAGUUUCUUCAUUCUCCACUCGAUAACACAAACUUCAUUCUACACAAUUAGAAAGAAAAAAUUAGACAUGUCUCCACAAACAUAAAUAAGAUUAGUUGUUUAAAAUAUUAAAUAUACCGAGAAAAUUAAUUAUAUGUGUGGGCGGGUACCCACGGGUCGGGUUUACCUAAACCCAAACCCAACCCAACCCGGUGAAUAGUGAACGGGUUUAAACCCAAACCCGACCCAAAACCCGUCAACACGGAUUUUACCCGCGUUGACCGGGUUGGGUCAGGUGGGUACCCGUGGGUUCGGGUUUGGUUGCCAUCCCUAGCUAUUAGCCUACUUAUUUUCACGUGCACCUCGCCGCAUUUUAUCAGCCCACCUACUUCUUACAUGGCGUUCAUUUUUCACAACACUACCGUUUCCACUUCACUUGUUUUUCCCCUUUCCCCCACAUUUCUCCUCCGCUCCGCCACACGCCGCCGCUUCUCCCUCCUCCACUAUGCAAUCAACAUUCGUCUCCCUGCCAUGCCCUCUCUCAUCGCCCGCCACGCGGCUCCGCCGUCCCGCCGACGUUCGGAUCACAGCCCAAUCCCCUCCCGCCGUCGCCUCGCCGCCGUCACGGUCACCAGCCGCCGUGACCCAGAAGCUCAACAAGUACAGCGCCCAGGUGACGGAACCCAAGUCGCAGGGCGGGUCCCAGGCCAUCCUCCAUGGAGUGGGUCUCUCCGACGAAGACCUGACCAAGCCCCAGGUGGGUAUCUCGUCGGUUUGGUACGAAGGGAAUACCUGUAACAUGCACUUGCUGAAGCUCUCCGAGGCAGUGAAGCAAGGGGUUCAGGAGGCUGGAUUGGUUGGGUUCAGGUUUAAUACGAUCGGCGUGAGCGAUGCCAUCUCGAUGGGGACGAGAGGGAUGUGUUACAGCUUGCAGAGCAGGGACUUGAUCGCGGAUAGCAUCGAGACCGUCAUGAGUGCGCAGUGGUACGAUGGGAAUAUCUCCAUUCCUGGCUGUGACAAGAAUAUGCCAGGUACAAUUAUUGCAAUGGGAAGGCUUAAUAGGCCUAGUAUCAUGGUGUAUGGUGGAUCUAUAAAGCCUGGCCAUUUCAAUGGUCAUACCUACGACAUAGUAUCUGCAUUUCAGGUUUAUGGUGAAUAUGUUAGUGGAGCUAUAAGUGACGACCAGAGGAAAGAAGUAUUGCGGAAUUCCUGUCCUGGUGCUGGUGCCUGUGGUGGAAUGUAUACCGCCAAUACAAUGGCUUCGGCUAUUGAAGCCAUGGGAAUGUCUCUUCCAUACAGCUCUUCACUCCCUGCUGAAAGUGAUUUGAAGCUGGAUGAAUGUCGGUUGGCUGGAAAAUACCUUUUAGAUUUACUUAAGAUGGACCUGAAACCGCGGGACAUCAUAACUCCUGCCUCACUACGUAAUGCAAUGGUUACUGUCAUGGCACUAGGUGGAUCUACCAAUGCCGUGUUGCAUUUGAUUGCGAUUGCAAGGUCUGUUGGUUUGGAGCUGACACUGGAUGACUUCCAAAAGGUCAGUGAUCAGGUUCCAUUCCUUGCUGAUCUGAAACCCAGUGGGAAAUAUGUUAUGGAGGAUCUCCACAAGAUUGGAGGAACACCUGCGGUACUCCGCUAUCUCUUGGAACUGGGCUUUUUGGAUGCAGAUUGCUUGACUGUGACUGGAAAGACGUUGGCUGAAAAUCUGAAACCCUGUCCUCCUUUGUCAGAGGGUCAGGAAAUCAUAAGAUCUGCUGACAACCCCAUCAAGAAGACAGGUCACCUCCAAGUAUUACGUGGAAACCUUGCACCAGAUGGUUCGGUAGCAAAAAUUACAGGAAAAGAAGGGCUUUAUUUCUCUGGUCCCGCACUCGUGUUCGAAGGGGAAGAAUCUAUGAUGAAGGCUAUCUCUGAGGAUCCUAUGAGCUUUAAAGGGAAAGUGGUGGUCAUUAGAGGAGAGGGACCCAAGGGUGGUCCUGGCAUGCCAGAAAUGCUAACACCAACUAGUGCAAUAAUGGGAGCUGGUCUUGGGAAGGAUUGUGCAUUAUUAACUGACGGGAGAUUUUCGGGUGGUUCACAUGGAUUUGUCGUCGGCCACAUAUGCCCUGAAGCACAGGAAGGUGGUCCCAUUGGUCUUGUUAGAAACGGAGACGUAAUCACAAUCGAUGUGAAAGAGAGGAGAAUAGAUGUUGAAGUUACCGACGAGGAGAUGGAACAGAGGAGAGAGACUUGGACACCGCCCCCGUACAAGGCUACCUCUGGGGUUCUCUACAAGUACAUCAAGAACGUCCAGUCAGCUGCCAGAGGGUGCGUGACAGACGAGUAAUAUGAGUCGAGAUAACAUGACAUAGUUCUCAGCAACUAGAUACGACAUGGUAGGCUCCCAAAAUUCCUGAUUGCGGUACUGAUAUGCUUCCUGCAGCUUCAUCACCACCGGUUGUUUCUACCUUGAGAAAAUCAAAUGCGGCUAUGGAAAUUUUGGUUUAGGUUGAGUAUGGAAUCCUUGUGCCUGGUUUCAGUGUUGUUAAAUUCCUAGUUUGGUGCCUGUUCGAUGAACUGUGUUUCCUAAGUUGUACAGAAUGAAAUAAUUUAAUUUGACUGGU